AUGGACGACGACCUCGACUUCUUCUACCGUCGGCCACUCAAAAAGACGCGCUCCAAACCGAAAGCCGAACUGAAGUCAGCCGAGCGCACUUCCCCGAGCGAGCGAUCGAAUGUGGCGGGCCCCUCGAGCGAGGCCAACGGUACAGACGAUGCGCCGAUCGCAAUCGACGAUGAUGACGACGAAGACGACGGAGACGACGAAGACAUUGUGGAGUCGGGCAGCGGCAGUGACUACGCCAGCGAGGACGGUGACUGCGAUGCCAAGCGACGCGUGAAGCGGCGCAAGAAGAAACACACGCGUACGCUCCCGGCGUGGGCCUCGCAGGCCGUCUACCGCCCACCCUCGCUCGAGCCUACACCGUCCUUGUCAGCGGCUCCCAACUCGACUGACAGCCCCUCUGCGCCAUCCACCUCGCGCGACGACCCUGGCCCCUCGAAGGAUACGCCACGCACAGCACGAGCACGCGGGGUGAGCCUGACGCCGCCGCCGCCUCCGUCGCCGGAAAAGCUGUCGAUGGCGCGCGAGCUGGUGUCCAAGGUCAUCGGGUCCAAGUUCAGCACCGCACGUGCUGAGCCUGCGAGGGGCGGGCGGCAGACACGCAAUUCAGCAACACCGGGCGCGGCGGAGGCUGGUGCGGCGAUGGUCGAGGAUGCGGAGGAGCCGAUUCGGUGGGAACCGGAUCUGGCGCGGCUCAUGCGUGGCGAGGACAAACGACAUCUGCGCGAGCAGGCGAAACGCGAGCAGCAGGAGCGCGAAGAACGACGGCGGCAACGCCAACCACCAGCUGCCGCGCCACCGCGCGCCAAUGGUCGAACUCGAGCGAGUCAAGCGGUGGUGCUCGACGGCAACGACACGGAUGCGAGCUUCGAGGAAUUACCACGACUCUCGACGAGGAGUCCGACCAAGCGCAGCGUACGCGCCAAGCCUGCAUCUGAACCCGUGGUGGUGGAGGAUUCCUCCUCCGACGAAGCCCCCGCCUCCGCGCCCGCCGCCACGAACGGCGGUGGUGAGGAGCAAGAGACGCUGAGCUUGACACUGCAAAGCAAGCUGGGUUCGCUCGGGGUGACAGUCACGCCGACGACGCGGCUGGCGACGAUUCUGGCGCACUUUUUGACGCACCAUCCGCAGCUCACGGUGCGCGUGGACCAGAUGCGCGCCACGUUUGACGGGUACGCCUACACUGCCGCACAGACGAUUGCGGACAUGGACGUCGAAGACGCCGAUCAGGUGGAGAUCACAUGGUCGUGA
Molecule: messenger RNA, 1248 nt
Organism: Moesziomyces antarcticus
Lineage: Eukaryota; Fungi; Basidiomycota; Ustilaginomycetes; Ustilaginales; Ustilaginaceae
Exons: 1
Coding region: 1-1248 (415 amino acids)
Source: RefSeq, a predicted model, not a curated record